Messenger RNA from Lolium perenne, 2439 nucleotides. RefSeq names its product L-type lectin-domain containing receptor kinase IX.1-like. The record is from RefSeq and is a predicted model, not a curated record. NCBI's taxonomy places the organism in Eukaryota, Viridiplantae, Streptophyta, Magnoliopsida, Poales, Poaceae. Gene Ontology annotation, biological process: protein phosphorylation. Gene Ontology annotation, molecular function: ATP binding; carbohydrate binding; protein kinase activity.
GUACCGGCUGCUUCUUGCUCCUGGCUGGCGCGCGCCAUUUGUGUUUCGUCCCCAAUGGUAGUGGCAAUGAAUGCCCUGAGCUCAACAGUCCAUGCAGUUGUACUCCUCACCUCGCUCUUGUUCAUCUCCACGCUACCUCGCUGUAGACCAGUGUCAUUCAGCUACAACUCCUCCGAUUUCGAUCGUUCCAACAUCGCACUUGACGGAAGCGCGACUCCUUCUCAACGAGAUGGCCUCAUCGAGCUCACCCAGAAUCCUGACCCAAAAGCGGAAGGAAUUUUCAACACGAUGGGCCGGGCGUCAUACAGCAAGCCGGUGCUCCUCUGGGACAAGGCCACCGGCGAGGUGACAAGUUUCACCACGCGCUUCUCCUUCGCCAUCAAGGCAUCAAGCCAGGGCAUGUACGCACCCGGCGACGGGAUCGCCUUCUUCCUCUCGCCCUACCCGUCGAAAAUACCACCCGAGGAUGGUGGUGGUGGACCUGGUGGUGGCUACCUCGGCCUCUUCGUCAACAACAGCACCGCCUCCACUCCGGUCGUGGUGGCGGUGGAAUUCGACACGUACCAAAAUGGUUGGGACCCGAGCACCGAUCACAUCGGGAUCGAUGUUAACUCCAUAAACUCGACGGCGGUGAAGGUGCUGCCGAAUGGCAUUCUCGCUAAUUGUACGGAGCCGAUGAUUGCAUUGGUGAGCUACAACAGCAGCACAAGAUUGCUCGCCGUCGCCCUACAGCUCGACAUGAGAGAUGGAGGCAUGAGGUACGAGAUGAACAGCACAGUUGACCUCAGGAGUUUGCUCCCCGCGGAGGUGGCCAUCGGGUUUUCUGCUGCUAGCGGGUGGUCCAGCAAUCUGCACCGGGUGCUCACCUGGUCCUUCAACUCAACGUUGGUGGAGACGGUGCCUGUGGUGGUAGAAGAACCGAAAGGAAAUGAAGGGGCGCGCAAUAAGGCGGUCCAGACAUUCCCCUCAAAAGGUAUGGUCUUGCCGGUAGCCGGAGCGGCUAGUGCCGUGUUUACUGUCGCCUGUGUGGGUUCAUUGAUCUGGUUUCUGAUGAUGAGGCGCCGGCGGCGGAUGAGCGGGGAGCAAGAGCACGAGAUGGAGGACCUCGAGGUUAGCAGCAUGGACAACGAGUUCGAGAGCGGCACCGGCCCGAGGCGAUUUAGCUAUGGCGAACUGGCCGCCGCGACGAACCACUUCUCCGAGGACGGGAAGCUCGGAGAAGGUGGCUUCGGAUCGGUGUACAGGGGGUCCUUGAGCGAUCUGGGCCUUGAAGUCGCCGUGAAGAGGAUAUCCAAGAGCUCCCAGCAAGGGAGGAAGGAGUACGUCUCCGAGGUCACCAUCAUAAGCCGCCUAAGGCACAGGAACCUAGUCGAGCUGGUCGGCUGGUGUCAUCGCAGCGGCGAGUUCCUGCUCGUCUACGAGCUGGUGCCCAACGGCAGCCUCGAGGCUCACCUCUACGGCAGUGGCAAGGCGUUGACGUGGCCGAGCAGGUACAAGAUUGUACUCGGGCUCGGCUCGGCACUGCUCUACCUGCACGAGCAGUGCAAGAAAUGCGUGGUGCACAGGGACGUGAAGCCCAGCAACGUCAUGCUGGACGCCUCCUUCGCCGCCAAGCUCGGCGACUUCGGGCUGGCCAAGCUCCUCGACCACGGCAGCAGCUUGGAGACGGCGUUUCUAGCAGGGACCAUGGGGUACAUGGACCCGGAGUACGCCGCCACCGGCAGAGCGAGCACCCCGUCUGACGUCUACAGCUUCGGCAUCGUGCUGCUGGAGAUCUGCUGCGGCAGAAGGCCGCGGCUGCCCCGAGACGAAUCCAUCAAGUCGUCCCUCCUCGAGUGGGUCUGGGACCUCUACAGCCGGGAAGAAACUCUCGAGGCAGCCGACAAGAGGCUGGACGGCGACUUCGACGACACGCAGAUCCAGCGCGUGCUAGUCGUCGGGCUCUGGUGCGCGCACCCGGACCGAAGUGCGCGGCCGUCCAUCAAGCAAGCGCUAGCCGUGCUUCAGUUCGAGGCUCCAUUGCCUCCUCUCCCUCCGACGAUGCCCGUGCCGACAUACACGACGAGCGUUGCAGGUUCGUGGAGCGGUGAUUCAUCCAGUGCCGGAGUUCUUUCUUCCAGUGGGGGCGAACUUUGGACGACGACGAGUUCCUCCACAACUCCCCUGGUUGGCCAUCCAACGGUUCUCCUCGCGCCACUUAAGCCCCAAACUGCUGCCGCCUAAGUCGUAACCAUCAUGGUGUUGGAUAUCAGAAUUUCUCCCUUUCCAAACUCAAUAAUGAGGUUGCAGCUUGUUUUCAGAUCUUGUUUUUUAUUUGUUUCCUUCCGCAAGCGUGAUGCAGAUUUAUUAAGAUUUAUGUAGCUCUGGUGUGGGGUGGUGUACUGGUGUAGCCAUUCCGUCAUGGAUUUUCUUAUACUCCGUAUAUAUUCUAUAAAUAUG